Spodoptera littoralis (African cotton leafworm) is the source of this 630-nucleotide messenger RNA. The record is from the annotation of a GenBank genome assembly. Lineage: Eukaryota; Metazoa; Arthropoda; Insecta; Lepidoptera; Noctuidae.
AUGCCGAAAAGUACAACGGAAGACUAUACGAGAUCCAGUGAAAAACAUAGAAGUUUAAGCAGAAGUACUGCAGGAUUUCAGGUCCCUCUCCACUUCGCCAUCCACAAGCCAGGAUGUCACUUCGAGAGCUGCUGCGGCAUCUGCAACCUGUUCCCAGGUGUACUCUUGAUAGCCUUCUCCCAAGUUCUGGUGGGGUCCAUCCUACUGACCCUCAUCUUGACCCACGGACCACAGUAUGAUGAAAUGCAUAUGACGCCUACUACUCAGUUUAUAAGUCUCGCAACGGGAAUUGUUUUAAGUGGCAUCACUGGUGCGGGGGUACUACUUAUAGUAGUUGCGUUGACGGAGAACUGCAGAGCUAUGCUGGUGUACCUGCUUGUGGCGACGAUCGUCUGGUUGGGUCUGGUGUCAUUAGCCGUCACCAAGAUCGGACGAGCUUGUAUCAGGUUCAAAGAUGCUCCAAAAAUAAAAGCUGAAGAGCACAGACUUGCGAACUUAGCUUGUGUUACUGGACUCCUAACGUUUCUGGGCGCCGUUCUAUACUUCUUCUCAAUCGUGGUGGUGUUCAGUUUCUACCACUUCCGAUAUGUUCGAAGAGCUAUACUCCUCCACGAGAAUGAAUGUGAAUGA